Molecule: messenger RNA, 817 nt
Organism: Cuscuta campestris
Lineage: Eukaryota; Viridiplantae; Streptophyta; Magnoliopsida; Solanales; Convolvulaceae
Source: the annotation of a GenBank genome assembly
CCGGACCUGUCGAACUACUUGCGAUCUAACAAAUCUGUUGGUCCUAAUAUCGCGGCGGAGCAUUGGAGGAGAAGUCGAUGUCGGAUCCGUACGAGAGAGCUAAAGGCGGGAGGCUAGCCUUCAAGGGAGGCGACCUCGCGCUGAGCAGCAAGGCAAUCGACAAGAAGAAGAAGAGGAGGAAGAAGAAGGACAACAACAACAAGUCCUCCUGCGACGAUUUCGUCUCCGACGAGCCUUUGUCCGGCGACGCGGCCCUCGCCGCCUCCGAACCGGGUUCGGGUUCGUGCCCGGAUGGAGGAGACGCCGACAUCUACACCAUUGACGCGGCGAAGAAGAUGAAGUACGACGACUUGUUCCCUGUUGAAGCUAAGAAGUUCGGGUACAACCCCAAGGCCAAAUCCAAGUCCGUCGAAGAAGCCCUAGAUGAUCGGGUCAAGAAGAAGGCAGAUCGCUACUGUAAAUGAAAGGUAACUUUUUAAGUGAUGGAGGGAACUUAAGGAAUCAGUUACUGUAUUCUCUUCAACUUGCAAACCCCCUUAUGGAGAUGUUAGAGUUGAAGCUGUAGGUCAAUUGAAGCUGUAGGUCUGUACUGGCGCUUACUACCUAAUUAACGGUGCAUUUAGAAUACAAACCCCCCUUAGUUCAUACCAUUGUACAUUGUUAAACACUUCAUCCGUUGAUAGUCGAUUCUCCAUAUCCAACACAAAUUGCUCCAUUGCCAAAAUUUCAUCAAUUUCACAAGAUUAUUUGACAAUUGUUCUUAGUCGAUGUUCUCUUCACCUGAUCUAUCUGAUUGGAAUAAGUUCUGAUCUAUAAU